Opisthorchis viverrini is the source of this 528-nucleotide messenger RNA. RefSeq lists its product as hypothetical. The transcript has 4 exons. Gene Ontology annotation, molecular function: cysteine-type endopeptidase inhibitor activity. The coding region runs from base 1 to 528 and encodes 175 amino acids. The record is from RefSeq and is a predicted model, not a curated record. Lineage: Eukaryota; Metazoa; Platyhelminthes; Trematoda; Opisthorchiida; Opisthorchiidae.
AUGAUGCCUGGAGGAAAGCAACCAUUGACGGAGGUUGAUUUGGAAUCAGAAUUGUUCCAGGGAUUUGUAGGCCAAGCCGAAAUCAAAUGUAACCAAGCAGUAAACAGUGUAUCCUGGUUUGUUCGGGAAGGCCCAAUCAAUGGGACAAAACAGGUUGUUUCCGGCAUCAAAUACGAAUUUAACUUUCUACAACAAGAGUCAGACUGCAAAAAAGAAGCGAAACUUGCUGGGGAUAAUGAGACAUCAUGCGAAAUAAAGGAAAACGGACUGGAACACUUGUGUAGCGCACAUGUGUUAUAUGCGCCCCAUGCUGGUCCAACAGUUGUCGAGGUGGAAGUGGCCGAUGUUUCUGAAGGUGAUGCUAACCAGGAGGGUGAGAAGAAAGUCCUGGAAUCUGUGGAGGCGGUGCUUGCAAUGUUGGAUGCAUUCUUCGAAUCAAGUACCGUCUACUUCACCAGAGACCCGUUUCCUGAUCGUCUCAUUGAGAACUCAUUGACUCCGGCCGAUUCACGCUGUUUUUACCAUUGA